Molecule: messenger RNA, 582 nt
Organism: Sorex fumeus (smoky shrew)
Lineage: Eukaryota; Metazoa; Chordata; Mammalia; Eulipotyphla; Soricidae
Product: interleukin-1 receptor antagonist protein-like
Exons: 4
Coding region: 1-582 (193 amino acids)
Biological process (GO): inflammatory response to antigenic stimulus; negative regulation of interleukin-1-mediated signaling pathway
Molecular function (GO): interleukin-1 receptor binding; cytokine activity; interleukin-1 receptor antagonist activity
Source: RefSeq, a predicted model, not a curated record
AUGGACAUCUGCAAGAACUACAGUCACCUAAUUGCUCUCCUCUUUUUCCUGUGCCAUCCAGAGGCAUCCCGCUUCACCACAAAAACGGGAUUCAUGAAAGUUCCAUCCAUCAGAGUCCUUUUGCUUUUCAGAAUCUGGGAUUUACACCAGAAGGUAUUCUACCUGAGGAAUAACCAACUAUUCGCUGGACACUUGCAAGGAGCAAAUUCUGAAUUGGAAGUGAAGCUAGAUUUCGUGAAAAUUGAGCCUUAUGGUGUGUCCCUGGGGAUCCAUGGGAGGACGCUGUGCCUGUCUUGUGUCAACUAUGGUGAUAAGGUCAGGCUAGAGUUGGAGCCUGUUGACAUCAAUUACCUGAGCAACAAGGAACAGGACAAGCGCUUCAUAUUCAUCUACUCAGAAAUUUACGCCACCAGCACCUUUGAGUCAGUGGCCUGUCCAGGCUGGUAUCUCUGCACGUCGCAGGAGGUCGACCAACCCGUCAGUCUCACCAACACACUUGGUGAAGACAUGAUCACCGACUUCUACUUAGAGCUGGACUUACAGCUCUCAACACUCCCUUCUCCCACUUCAGCCCACUCAUGA